This is a messenger RNA of Saccostrea cuccullata (small rock oyster), 768 nucleotides long. RefSeq names its product piwi-like protein 1. The annotation marks the transcript as partial. Gene Ontology annotation, molecular function: protein binding. The record is from RefSeq and is a predicted model, not a curated record. The transcript has 5 exons. Lineage: Eukaryota; Metazoa; Mollusca; Bivalvia; Ostreida; Ostreidae.
CUCGAAAUAGAUUCGACCUCUAGAAACUUUGGCCAGUUGUUGGCCACAUGGAGUGUCUGAUUUAACCGCCCGCCAUUUUGUAUUAAUCAUUUUCCUUUCACCAUUCGUUUUCCCUCCUUUGUCUGCCAUCGCCAUGAAAAACUGACGGCACAAAGAGUUUUGAAUUGAAACAACUAAAAUGACAGGAAGAGGGAGAGCGCGUGCUAGAGGGAGAGCAAGAAGAGCAGAAGACAAUGAAAUUCGGAGGCCAGGUGAACAGAGCACACAGGCCCAACAGUCCCCAGUACAGAUGGAAGGUGCUCAAGCUGGUCCUCAACGUUCUAUGAGAGGUGCCCAAGCUGGACCUGAGCAGGCUAUCAGAGGCUCUCCAGCCCAAUUAGAAGAUGCGAGAAGAGGAAUUGGAAAUCUGCAGAUUCAGAGAUCAGUUGGUCACUCGGGACAGCCUGUUGAGCUGAUGGCUAAUUAUUUCCGCCUUACGGAGAGUAAGAACUGGAUCUAUUACCAGUACCAUGUAGAUUUCAGUCCGCCUCUGGACUCCACAAGAAUGAAGAAGAAGGUGUUUCAUCAACUUCCACAGUUUAGGAAGAAAACCACUAUCUUUGAUGGAGGAAUACUUUACCUGCCUCAAAGAAUGCCAGAUAAGGUCACAGAGGUCACUGUGGGGUCACCAGUCGAUAACUCACCAAUCAGGGUGACCAUCAAAGAGACCAGAGAGAUGUCCGGGGCUGACCCAGAGACCGAGAAGUUGUACUGUGUCCUGCUAGGAAG